Purpureocillium takamizusanense is the source of this 810-nucleotide messenger RNA. RefSeq lists its product as uncharacterized. Gene Ontology annotation, molecular function: protein kinase activity; ATP binding. Gene Ontology annotation, biological process: regulation of mRNA processing; spliceosomal complex assembly; protein phosphorylation. The record is from RefSeq and is a predicted model, not a curated record. The coding region runs from base 1 to 810 and encodes 269 amino acids. The transcript is spliced from 3 exons. NCBI's taxonomy places the organism in Eukaryota, Fungi, Ascomycota, Sordariomycetes, Hypocreales, Ophiocordycipitaceae.
AUGUAUACUUUAGAUGAUGCGCACCAAUAUGAGUUCGACAUCUACGAGAGCAUCAAGAGAGUGAAUUCCUCGCACCCAGGCCGCCGCCAUGUGCGAUCAGCCUUGGACAAGUUCGCACUCCAGAGCCCAGCGGGCAAACAACAUUACUGCCUUGUCCAAACCCCUCUUUGGGACCGCUGGAGGGACCUACCACGUCGGAACCCGACCAAUCGAUUCACCGAAGACCUCCUCAAGGCAGGACUCUGGGAGCUUCUGCUUGGGCUGGACUAUCUGCACACAGAAUGUAAACUUGUCCACACAGACAUCAAAGCCGAUAAUAUUCACUCGGAACUAGUAGACAAGCAGCUCUUUGAAGCUUUCACUCAGACUGAGCUUGAAACGCCAACACCGCGAAAAUAUAUCAACGGGUUUCCGAUCUACCUGUCUCGGAAAUUUGGCUUGCCCCGAAAGCUUGGCAACGUUAUUUUAAGUGACUUCGGUGCCGCGGUCCACGGUGACGAGAGAAGAAAUCACGACGCUCAGCCGAAUGUGCAUAGAUCGCCAGAGGUCAUGCUCAAGGUGCCUUGGAGUUAUCCGGUGGACAUCUGGAAUGUCGGCGUCAUGAUCUGGGAUCUCUUCGAGGGAAAGCACCUCUUCUACGGCGAUGACCCCAGCGGCGAAGGCUACUUGACUCGGGCGCAUCUGGCGGAGGUUAUAGGGAUGCUCGGACCGCCACCCCUGGAUUUGCUUCAGAGGGGAGCUCGGAGCGCAGAGUUUUUCACAGAAGAGGGCAAGCACCAUUUCCAUCAUAUCAAAUAUUUUGCAUACUAA